AUGGCUGCCUCAAAUCCCCCGGCGGUGGAAGCCGGCGCGGAAGCCGGCGCAGAAGCCAAGCCGAACCAGGAGCCUGCCGCACCAUCAUCACCAGAUCACGUAGAGGAGAAGAACAGGGCCGCAGAGACCUCGACGCAAACCCCGAUUCCGACAACAACGAACACAACUGCUACUACGAAAACAGCCCCCUCAGACAAGGCCCUCGAGGCAGGUGUGGCGGCCGACGACGAGAAGACCGCGCCGCAGGGCAGCACGUCGACGUCGAAGGCGCGCGAAGCCGAGAUCGCCGCAUCGGCAGCAGCACUGUCAGGGGCAGAGAAAAAGGAGACCGGGGCCUCGCCACGGCCGAGCGUCCAGACAGACCUCGACGACGAUGUGUACCAGGCGGACUUCCAGGGCGAGGUCGUGACCAACGACGAGCUGCCCUCGGCGGAGACGAUCCGCAGGAUCGAGAACUACAUCGUGCUGGACAGGCACGGCAAGACCCACACCUUUAGGAGCUUGUACACGGGGAGGAGCGUUGCGAGGAGGGUGCUGGUUAUAUUCGUGCGGCACUUUUUCUGCGGUAAUUGCCAGGAGUACCUCCGCAGCCUCUCGGCGUCGAUCACGGCCGAGUCGCUGCUGCAGCUGCCGAUCCCGACCUUUAUCGCCGUGGUGGGCUGCGGCGACCCGGCGCUGAUCGACAUGUACGCCUCCGAGACGGCGUGCCCGUUCCCCAUCUACGCGGACCCGACGCGCAAGCUGUACCAGGAGCUGGGCAUGGUCAAGACGCUGGCGCUGGGCGCGCGGCCCGCCUACAUGAACAAGAGCAUCCUCAAGUCGUCGCUGGACAGCAUCGUCCAGGGCGUCAAGCAGAUCAAGAACGGGCUGGUGCUCAAGGCCGGCGACCAGCGCCAGAUCGGUGGCGAGUUCCUGUUCGAGCCGGUCGAUAUCAAGAGCCCCGAGGUCGAGAGCCCGUCGCACGAGUUCGACCGGAAGCUGAAGGUGGACGACAAGAAGAGCGGCGGGGGCGGCAACAAGGAGGGGGCGGCAAAGACUGACGAGGAGCGCCUCUCAGAUGCGGCGAAGAGGAGCCGGGCGACGAGCGUGGUGACAGAUAAUGAUAAUGACGAGGAGGAGGAGCCCAGCCUGGUCGAGGAGAAGAAGGUGACGUGGUGCCACCGGAUGAGGACGACGAGGGACCACGCCGAGAUCCCCGAGCUGAUGGAGGUGCUGGGCCUGACCGGGCACGGGAAGCCCAUCAAGGACCAGAGGAGGUGGUCCAAGGCCCUAGAGUCGAGAAAGGGCACGGGGCUGAGCCUGGCGAAUCGGAUGAGCCGGAUGAGCCAGCACAAGGUUGACGAUGGGAUAUAA
Messenger RNA from Diaporthe citri, 1353 nucleotides. RefSeq lists its product as uncharacterized. The transcript has 2 exons. The coding region runs from base 1 to 1353 and encodes 450 amino acids. Lineage: Eukaryota; Fungi; Ascomycota; Sordariomycetes; Diaporthales; Diaporthaceae. The record is from RefSeq and is a predicted model, not a curated record.